This is a messenger RNA of Xyrauchen texanus (razorback sucker), 1337 nucleotides long. Its product is annotated as C-X-C chemokine receptor type 1-like. The coding region runs from base 102 to 1148 and encodes 348 amino acids. Gene Ontology annotation, biological process: G protein-coupled receptor signaling pathway; immune response; neutrophil chemotaxis. Gene Ontology annotation, cellular component: membrane. The record is from RefSeq and is a predicted model, not a curated record. NCBI's taxonomy places the organism in Eukaryota, Metazoa, Chordata, Actinopteri, Cypriniformes, Catostomidae. Gene Ontology annotation, molecular function: C-X-C chemokine receptor activity. The transcript has 2 exons.
GUUAUCGUUCUCAGACACCUGUCAGUAAAUACUGUGAGAGUUACACUGAAUGACUUUGGCAGGCCUAAGGCCAGUAAAUCUCGUUAAAAUCAGAAGAUAAAAUGUCUAAUUUGUUAAACAUGGAUGCUACUACAGAUGAUGACAUAUACAACGAAUUUUCCCCACCAUGUCCCGAUAGCUUGCAGUAUCUGAACAGCACAGUUUUGGUCCUGGUCUACAUCAUAGUCUUCUUUCUCAGCUUGCUCGGGAACACUGUGGUGAUAUUUGUGGUAUUUUUCAUGAAAAACCAACGGUCAUCUACUGACGUUUACCUGAUGCACCUGGCCAUUGCCGACUUGCUCUUUUCAUUCACUCUCCCAUUCUGGGCGGCUUACCUCCAUGCAGGCCACUGGAUGUUUGGCACAGUUACGUGCAAACUGGUAUCCAGCAUACAAGAAGCUACUUUUUACUGUUGCGUCUUCCUCCUUGCAUGCAUAAGUAUCGAUCGCUACAUGGCCAUCGUUAAAGCGACCCAAUUCUUUCGUCAGCGCCACCUAGAGGGCGCAGUUUGCACAGUGGUGUGGAUGUGUGCCAUUUUGUUGUCCCUGCCCAUCAUGGUGCAUCGUGAGGCAUUUGUGCCUGAGAGCAUGGAGAACAUUUACAUUUGUCAUGAGAAUCUGACCGCAGACACCAUUGAACAAUGGAGGUUAGGCUUGCGGAUUCUUCACCACACCUUGGGAUUCUUCCUACCAUUGGGCGUUAUGAUUUUUUGUUACAGUUUUACUAUGUGCACACUCUGUCACUCACACAAUAGCCAAAAGCAGAAGGCGAUGCGUGUCAUAUUAUGCAUCGUUCUGGCAUUUGUGAUCUGCUGGCUGCCCAAGAACGUCAGCGAACUUCUGGACACCCUGAUGAGAGGCAGUUGGAUGACGGAAACGUGCAAGCUGAGGGACAUUUUAGAUGUUGCUCUGCAUGUCACGCAGGCUAUGGCUUUUACCCACUGUGCCAUCAACCCCUUUUUAUAUGCUUUCAUUGGCAAGAAGUUCCGCAACCAGCUCCUCAUAUCUCUCUUCAAGAAAGGCCUGUUGGGGAGAGAGACCUUGUCAAAAUACAGAGUGGAAUCAAUGUAUAGCUCUGCAAGCUCCAGGCAAAUGUCAGUGACACUGUAAUCAAAGUAACAUUCAUGAUGAAACUUCCUCUUACAAAGGUAUAAAGAGCCCUUGUCUUCUGUUAACUGAAUAGCUCACACAAAAAAAAUUUAAUUCUUCCAAUAUUUUUGCACCCUGGUGUUGUUCAAAACCCACAUGCUGUUAUUUACUAUAUCCUGUGGAAUAUAUAAGCAUUAUCUUUUACGCAGC